This is a messenger RNA of Manis pentadactyla (Chinese pangolin), 4489 nucleotides long. RefSeq names its product ring finger protein, transmembrane 1 (gene RNFT1). Gene Ontology annotation, molecular function: ubiquitin protein ligase activity. The coding region runs from base 191 to 1381 and encodes 396 amino acids. Lineage: Eukaryota; Metazoa; Chordata; Mammalia; Pholidota; Manidae. Gene Ontology annotation, cellular component: endoplasmic reticulum. Gene Ontology annotation, biological process: positive regulation of ERAD pathway. The record is from RefSeq and is a predicted model, not a curated record. The transcript has 9 exons.
CGCGCCGCCGCCGCCGCCGCCGCCGCGCUGGUAGUGGGGUUUGAGGGCAAUGUCCCUCGUCGAAGGCCUCGACGCAGCUUCUCCCGCCCCUCCUGCAGUCGCUGCCGGGUCCUUCGUCCACUCCUCGUCAUGAGAGGAGACAGAGCCCUGAAGAAAAGAAAUCUGGAUCACAGAAAAAUAUUCAAGGGUCAUGCAAGCCAACUGUAGCCAACUGCACAGUCCUCCAGGAGCUGUAGGCAGUGAGGAUAUCUCAGCCUCCCAGUGUGUCCAUACAAGAUUGAUAGAAGGUUGUCUUCAUUCUGGAGAUGUUCAUGUCCAGAUAAACACCAUACCUAAAGAAUGUGCUGAAAAUCCAAGCUCCAGAAAUAUGAGAUCAGCUCUCCAUAGCUGUACCCAUGGAUGUGUACAUAGUCGCUUACGGAGUCACUCCCACAGCGAAGCAAGGCAGCCUGAUGAUACUGCCAUGGACUCUGGAGAUCAUGGUAGUAGCGCCUUCUCAGAAUUCCAGUAUCUCUUCAAGUGGUUGCAAAAGAGUCUUCCAUAUAUUUUGAUUCUGUGUGUCAAACUUGUUAUGCAGCAUAUAACAGGAAUUUCUCUUGGAAUUGGGCUGCUUACAACUUUUAUGUAUGCAAACAAAAGCAUUGUAAAUCAGGUUUUCCUAAGAGAAAGGUGCUCAAAGAUUCAGUGUGCUUGGUUACUGGUAUUCUUAGCAGGAUCUUCUGUUCUUUUAUAUUACACCUUUCAUUCUCAGUCACUUUAUUACAGCUUAAUAUUUUUAAAUCCAACUUUGGACAAUUCAAGCUUCUGGGAAGUACUUUGGAUUGUUGGAAUUACAGACUUCAUUCUGAAAUUCCUUUUCAUGGGCUUAAAAUGCCUUAUUUUAUUGGUGCCUUCCUUCAUCAUGCCUUUUAAGUUCAAGGGUUACUGGUAUAUGUUUUUAGAAGAAUUAUGUCAAUACUACCGAGCUUUUGUUCCUGUACCAGUUUGGUUUCGUUACCUUAUAGGCUAUGGAGAGUUUGGUAAUGUAACUAGAUGGAGUCUUGGGAUAUUGCUGGCUUUACUCUACCUCAUAUUAAAACUUUUGGACUUUUUUAGACAUCUAAGAACUUUCCGACGGGCUUUGCAAAUAUUUUUUACACAACCAAGUUACGGAGUGGCUGCCAGCAAGAGACAGUGUUCAGAUGUGGAUGAUACUUGUUCAAUAUGUCAAGCUCAAUUUCAAAAGCCAAUUCUUCUCAACUGUCAGCAUAUAUUUUGUGAAGAGUGCAUUAUGUUAUGGUUCAACAGAGAGAAAACAUGUCCGCUGUGCAGAACUGUGAUUUCAGACCAUAUAAACAAAUGGAAAGAUGGAGCCACUUCAUCACACCUCCAAAUAUAUUAAGUUGUGUAAACUGUUAAGGCCACGAAACACUAAUUGGAUUUGGUUACAGUGACUAUACUAUAAAGACAUCAGCAUCAAUCUUCAGAGCUUGAAGUUAAGGAAAAUGUUUCUGAAUGGUUUUAGAAUAUUAUAAGACUUCAGUGUGUAUCCUGAUUUAUCAAAAGAUUAACUGAAAGAACCCUAUGUUUUAAAAAAUAUGUAAGUAAUGUUCAACCUAAUGCAUAUAGAAAAUUAUUUGACAGGUGAUGGCAAUGUUAAAUUGUAAAUGUGUUUUCUUGUUAAUGUUACCAAAACAGCAAGUGAAUAACUAGAAUUAAUGAUUUUAAAGGAACUCAGGUAUUCUUCCCUGACAUUAUUUUCCAAAAUAAGAAUAUUUUUCAUAGUAUUUUCAGAUAUACAUUAUCUGAAUUUUCUUUAAAAUUGACUUUUAUAAUUCCCAUUCUAAAAAUUCUUAAAAGUUUCAUAAAAUUUGUAUUUUUAAAUGAAAGUUCUAAAUGCUAUAUUUUACCUAUAAGUCAUAUUUUUUAAAAGAAGAUAAUUACUGAGGAUGAUAUAUUUUAAUAUUAUAUUAUUCUUUGUUGUAUGUUUAGCAGUUGCUGAGAAUAGAUGACUUAAAUUCACUUUGUGGACAUCUCAUACAAUCCUGCUGUCAGCUAGCAUUCAUGAUCUUGCUUUUUAUAUAGUGCCAGGGACUAUCUUGAAUUAUUAAAAUAAUUUACAUGGAUUACAAACAGCUGGCUUCACUGAUGAUUUGAAUAGUGUGACAAACAAGACCAACUCAAACUCUUAGAAAAUAAUUUCCCUUACAACUAGUCUUCUCCAGAAGUUUUGGUAUCUUAUGCUUGAAUCACCAUUACUUGGGAGAUGAAAGCUUGCACUCAGAGAAGACCAAAAGCUUCGGACAGUGUGCUCUUUGCCUCUAGAUACAUGUGCAGGGUGGUGGAAAAAAGAAUGCAGUCACUUUCUCACCUUGAAACCUCUAAGGGGGAAUCAAGAUCUACAACAGACAUCUGAAGGGCUGGUUACAUCGAAAGGCCUAUGCCCAUUUUUUCUUUUACCAUGGGUCAGUUUGCACAAGGAAAACGUAGUGGGAAAGAGAAAUGGAGAGAUUGAAAUUUGCAGUGUUGGUAAAACAAAGGCUAUUAACAGCAUACAGAUUAGUAAGGAUACUGCCCAACCAGCCACAGCUUAAGUUACUUUAAUGCCUGUAAGGCCACUGAAAUGAACAAAAGAACAUUAGAUAGCCUCCAACUUAUUGUAAGUACAAUUGUUUAUAUUCAUUCAGUGAUGAUCUAUUUAACUCUUUUAUUUACUUUGAGAACCACUGCAAAUAUUGCACAAGCUUACUUGGCCUUAAAUCACCUUCCUGACUUUGUAGGGAGCCUAUAGUUAAGUAUAGAGCAGGAGAUAGGUAAGGCAAAUUAGGAAGAGAAUUUGGGUGUGAAAGACAUGCUUACUUUUUGUUAAAAUCAGAACAGCACCUUACUAAAUGGUUUACUUUAGCCCUAUUAUAAUACCUACUUAGCCUAUGGCUAUACAGACAGCUUUGUUUCUUAAUAUGAUUUAAAAACAAAGGUGGUCCAUGUUAAACAGUGGGAUUUUUCUGUUCUGUUUAACGAAGAAAGCAGUUCAUUAUGAAUUUAAAAGGAGGGAAAAUACAGUAGGAAAGCUAUGCCAUCCACUAAUAAUGCUGAUGAACUAAUUAGAAGCAUUUGUAAUUUCACCUCAAAAACAGAAAUAGGUCUUCAACCCAUUUAUUCUGUGAAUUCAGAUCACACCCUCUGAAAGACUGUUUUAUGAAUAUUAAGAGUCACUAUAAUGUUUUAUAAAAAAGUAAAGCCAGUUUGAGAAUGUCAAUAGAGAAAUCAUCUUGGUAAGUGUGGAGGAAUUUAAAUAGCUUAUACAAAACACCAGUCUUACACUAGAUAUAUUGAGACAUUAGUUAAAAACAGAUUUGUGCAUUACAUUGUGCAUACACAUCAAAUAAUCAAAUGCAGUUGACAAGACAAAGUCUUCCUAGUGUUUUUACAUGAAGGUAUUUUUUUCACAUAACUUUAAAAUUGAAUUUUUUUUUAAGUAACCUAUUCGACAGAACUUGGAAAUUACAGAUAUGUAACAUCUAAUAUAUAAAUUCAGUACUAACACUUGUUAUAAAUUUAAGUAGCUUCGCUUUCUCAGCAGAGAACAGUUUUUAACAACUGUCAUUCCUCACAUAUAUAAGUAGUUUAUUAAAUAUGAGAAGCUGAACACAUUUGGCAUGUUAAUGAAAAACAUUAUUGAAACCAUUUGUGCACCUAAUUGAUAUCUUGUCUUGGAAUUUUAAAAAAAUCACGUCUAUUUUAUAUUCAUUCAAAUUUGCAUUUAAUUUUCUAUUUACAUUCAUUCAAUCUGAAAUCAAAUACUUAAUACAGUAAACUAAAUACAAGAUGAAAAGCAGAAAAGGUGUUACCCUCAUAGCACUCCUAAUAAGGCAGCUGAAGAAUUAAUUUACUCUGAUAGAUACAAAGCUAACUUGAGACAGGGAAAAAAUAAUAGUUUAAAGAGCAAACAGAUGAACCCAUCUUCCCCACGUUACUUCAGAUAAUCAACUAAGAUAAUACUUGUGCUGUAGUGGUAUAUUAGGAAUCACACAAGAAAAGUUUUGUAUCAAUCAACAACAGCCCACAGGUCAUGGUGUGACAAACAGCUUUAUGAUUGUUUUUUGUCCAGCUUGCUAGUGUCUACCAUUUACAAAGUCUCAAAAUCCCUUCUUCAUAAAUUCAACAUUUCUCAAGGGAAUAAUCUUAGAUAUCUAGCCCUUGUAAGCCAGGAGUCAUAUGACUGAGUAACCAAAAUAGUUAAGUCCUAUAUUAAAUAUAAAAUCCAAGGCUCAGUACAUUAUUAUUGAAGAUGCAUCUGGUUUAUAAUCAUUAUUACUUAAAGAAUGUUGAAUUUAUGGAGUAUCAUACUUACAUUCUCACCCCACAUUAUCUUUGAUCUCAAAAAAUAGUAUGGAAAAAUCCUUGGAGGAUUCAAAUUAGGUAUGACCAUAAAGGAGAAAAAAGUAACAAUUUUCCUAAAAAUCUGGUUCAAGUUCAAUAAUUAAUACUUUACACAUUGUUAAUCACA